AUGCCGCCGAUACAGGGGAAGUAUGCGCGGUAUAUCCUGUUCGCCCUCCUGGGACUAGCACUAUUUUUCCUCUCCAGACGCUCCCUUCCCGUCCCCGAUAGCUCCGCAACAAAACUAGGCUCUGCCUCAACAUCUCCGCCGCCCUCCGAUGACCGACCCGUGAAUGCAUUCGGAUACUCGCUCAAUCCACAAUCAAGCAGUGAAGUAGUGAGAUUUGCAGCGAAUCACCCCGGCGGCCGUGCCAAUGCGACGUUUGUGACUCUGGCACGGAACUCGGACGUAUGGGAGAUUGCGCAAGCCAUCCGCCAGGUCGAGGACCGCUUCAACCGGAACUUUCACUAUGACUGGGUCUUCCUAAACGACCAACCCUUUGAUGACAACUUUAAGCGUAUCACAACAUCGCUGGUGUCCGGCACUACGCGCUAUGGUGAAAUUCCGAAUGAGCACUGGUCCUAUCCCGACUGGAUUGACCAGGACAAGGCAAGGGAAGUUCGGGAAGAGAUGAAGGAGAAGAAGAUUAUAUAUGGCCACUCGGAGAGCUAUCGGCACAUGUGUCGUUACGAGUCGGGGUUCUUCUUCCGUCAUCCUCUGCUGCAGGAGUAUGAGUUCUACUGGCGGGUGGAACCCGGCGUCGAGCUAUUUUGCGAUAUUCCUUAUGACCCCUUUCUCUUCAUGAAAGAGAAUAACAAGAAAUAUAGCUUCGUGAUGAGUAUGUAUGAGUACGAAGGUACUAUCCCAACACUCUGGGAUUCGGUGAAGCAGUUCAUGGGUGACCACCCGGAGCACAUCGCGGAAGGAAACUCGAUGCGAUUCUUGAGUGACGACAAUGGCGACACCUAUAACAAAUGCCAUUUUUGGUCGAAUUUCGAGAUUGCAAGCUUGGACUGGCUAAGAUCUAAGCAAUACCUGGACUACUUCAACUCGCUAGACCAGGCUGGCGGCUUCUACUACGAGAGAUGGGGCGACGCACCUAUCCACUCGAUCGCCGCUGGGCUGCUUCUCCAGAAAGAACAGCUACACUUCUGGGAUGAAAUCUCCUACUACCAUAUACCCUUUACCCAUUGCCCCCGCGAUGAGCAGCUGCGGAUGGACCUCCGAUGUAGCUGCGACCCCUCAGGGAACUUUGACUGGAAGGGCUUCUCAUGUCUUUCCCGGUACUACAAGACCAACAACAUGCCGCUGCCCCCUGGAGUAGACGAGUACAGCUGGCUGGCUAUCUUUGGAAUCUUCGUCUUACUGGUGGCUGUUGCUGCGAUCGUAGCAAUCGCCAUCAAUCACCGGGCCCGUAGGCACGCUCUUCAAGAGGUACAACACCUGUACCUGCAAAGCCAGACCCUCUGGGAUCGGUAUCAGAAAGAGAAGCGAGAAUGGGAGAGGGAGAGGAUGGGGCAUUCAUGGCCUGCAUAA
Messenger RNA from Aspergillus mulundensis, 1407 nucleotides. Its product is annotated as glycosyltransferase family 15 protein. Gene Ontology annotation, cellular component: membrane; Golgi apparatus. Gene Ontology annotation, molecular function: alpha-1,2-mannosyltransferase activity. The transcript is spliced from 4 exons. Bases 1 to 1407 code for a protein of 468 amino acids. Lineage: Eukaryota; Fungi; Ascomycota; Eurotiomycetes; Eurotiales; Aspergillaceae. Gene Ontology annotation, biological process: protein O-linked glycosylation; protein N-linked glycosylation; cell wall mannoprotein biosynthetic process. The record is from RefSeq and is a predicted model, not a curated record.